AUGAGUGAUCCAUUAACCUACGAUAGUUUUCAAGAUCCACAUUUACAAAAUUAUUUUCAAAAUAAAAAUAUUCGAAAGCAUCUUAGAAAAACUGGAUUAAUAAAUCGAUAUAAUGAAAUAAUUCCCUAUAAAGAAUAUCAAGCAACAGUUAAUCAACGUUCUCGACAAGAACAUAUUCGAGCUUUGUUAUCACAUGGAGUUGUUCAACGUGUUAUUGACUUAGAAAGGUCUCGACAAGCAAAUAUACGAAAUCAAUUUGAAGCUACUGCCAAAAGAAUGCUUGUUGAAAAUAUAAAAGAAUCAAAACAACCAUAUCGACAAUUGCCAUCCAAAGAUUUUCAUUUAUUAAAUCGACCUAAAACUAGUUUUUCAAAUACUACUUUUCAAAUUUAUCAACAACAAAUAAAAGCAGUUGAUGAAAACAAAAAAAGUCCAUCACGUGUUUCAUUUGUUUAUCCAACACGUUUAUCCCCAAGAACAAGUAUUUCUACAAGAGCCAAAACUACAAAGAUAAUAAAAUCUAAUGUAAAUUUAAAAAAUCAUUCUCAAAUAACAAUGGUUUACUUGGGUUCACAAACUCAUAUCGAUUAUGAUCAAUCAUUACAACAACAAAAUAGUUCGGAAAUUAUUGUUAUGCAACAACAUUGCGGAGGAGAAAACCUUAUUCUAUUUAAAAAGAAUCUUCAACAAAAUGAAAAAUUUACAUUUGAAUCUCGACGUCAUUUCGCAUAUCCAUUUGCAUUAAGUUUAUAUGUCAAUGGUUUAAUUGAUUGUCGUAUAUCAGUGUGCUGUGAAUACAAACAUAAGAUCGGUUUACCAUUAGGUGGGAAACGUGCUUCAUUUGCUAUUUUGAAUGUUCAAGGUGGAAAACCUUGUCAAACAUGUCGAUUCAAUGAAUAUAUGUCUAAUUCGCUAUUAUCGAAACAUAAAACAUAUGAUAAAAGUUCGGUAACUACUGAUAAAUCAAAAAAUGAACCAAUUUAUGAAAUCAAUCCAGAACGUUUAUUAUGUACACCAACACCAUGUGAUGAACGUGAAAAUGAGACAACGAAUUCAAAUGAAAGUGAUGAAUAUCGUCAAGCUGAACAAAUUUAUGAAAAUCUCCUUAUGAAAAUAAAUGAUAAUCUUAAUUGGAAAGAAAAUAGUCGUUUUCAAUGGCAAUUAGCUAAUAUAUGCAAAGAAGGACUUGGCGAUUAUGAUCGAGCUCUUGAUCAUUAUUUAAUAUCUCUUGAAACAUUGUGUCAAUAUAUAUCGCCAUUAGAUCUUAAACUUCGAAAUUUAUAUUUAAGUAUUGGCCAUAUUUUUCUUUUACAAGGAAAAUUGAAAAAUCAUUUAGCAAUUGAUUAUUUUCAACGUGUUUUAAAUAUUGAUUAUUCAACAAAUAAUAAAACUUCUAAAACUUAUCUUAUAACUGAUCAUAAUUAUCUUGGAUUAUUAUAUCAAAGCGAAGAAAAUUUUUCUCAGGCUUUAUUUCAUUUCAAAAAAGCUUUAAAAUAUAUUUUAUUAAUUAAAUCAACAGAAACUUUUAAUUCAAUUCCAAUUUCAAAUUCGAAUGAAAAUGAUUAUUUAAUUAAUCGAACAAUUUACGAUAGAAAAGCUCUAGAAGCUUUAUCAAUAAAUAAUUUAGCAAACAUAUCAGAGAUUCAUUUUAAUUUAGCAAUAACAUAUCAAAAUCUUGGACAAAAACAAAAUGCAUUUAAACAUACAGAAAAAGCACUUCAAUUAUCAACAGAUGAUCAAAAGAAAUUUAAUAUUUAUCAAAAUUAUUUUAAUAAGCUGCAACAGAUUUAA
Messenger RNA from Rotaria socialis, 1791 nucleotides. NCBI's taxonomy places the organism in Eukaryota, Metazoa, Rotifera, Eurotatoria, Philodinida, Philodinidae. The record is from the annotation of a GenBank genome assembly.